UCUCACUUUGGAGUAACAUGGAGACAUCAGUAGAAAGAGGAGAGGAUCACAUCAGCUCGUUCUGCCAGAGUAACCCACUGUAUGACUUGGACAUGAAACUGAGCAGGACUGACAUGUACACCUUCCAGAGCAGCGAUCUAAAACCAGCCAAGGCCAGAGGAGCACAGCGAUGUCUGAAUGUUAUUGUCAUUUACCUCAUCCUUCUGACUGCACUGAAUGCCUUCCUCCUGUAUAAAGUCUUUUCGAUGGAGUCUAGUAGUUUCUCCUCCUCUGGCUCCAGGACAGCGACGCUGACCGACAUCCACAUCCCCCUAGGGACGGACCAGGAGGAGGACCUCCGUACCCUGGCCAGAAACACCAGCCUGGAGUCCACCUCUCUCAGAGGAGACCUGGGGAGGUUACAGACCCAGGUCACCAACCUAUGUGGGGAGGAUGGCCAGCUGGGCCAGCUGAGGACGGACCUGGGCGUGGUCAAUGCCAGCACCACUCUCCUUCAGGACACAGUGAAAGCACUCAGAUUCCUCAAAGCUCCACCAGGCCCACAGGGACCUACUGGUCCACCUGGUGCGAGGGGGGAAAAAGGAGACACAGGUGAGACAGGACAAAAAGGAGACCCUGGAGUUGAUGGCCAGACUGGAGCCAAUGGAGAACCAGGGGAACCCGGACCCAAAGGUGAAGAUGGUGCCACUGGACCACAAGGACCAGCUGGUGCACCAGACAGUGCAGCCACUAACUGUUCAGGACCCCCUGGGCUGUCAGGACCACCGGGACCAAAGGGGGAUAUGGGACACAUUGGUUUACCCGGGAUACCAGGCCAGAACGGGACCAAAGGGGACACUGGAGUCCAGGGGCGUGGUGGAUUAAAAGGGGCCCGUGGUCCGAAGGGUGACACAGGGCUGAUAGGACAACCUGGACCCAUAGGACCUGAAGGACCAAGAGGACCUGCUGGUGUUAAUGGAACAAGAGGAUUUCCUGGUUUUCCAGGGUUGCAGGGAAGUCCUGGAAGCCAAGGUCCACGUGGAGAGAAGGGUGAAAGAGCAGCUGGACCAGCGAAUGUGCGUAUUGCUGGCGGGGGGGCUCGUGGGAGAGUGGAGGUGAUGUGGUUGGGGCAGUGGGGUACGGUGUGUGACGACAGCUUUGACACACUGGACGGGACGGUGCUCUGCCAGAUGCUGGGGUACCAAAGAGCCUCUACAGUCUUCACAGCCAGCGCCGGAAUGGGUAAGAUCUGGUUUGAUGACCUGCGCUGCAAAGGCACAGAGACCAGUGUGUUUGACUGCCCCCACAACGGCCUGGGCGUCAACAACUGUCAACACAACGAGGACGCUGGGGUGCAGUGUGUGUGAGUGUGUCCUGGAUCCAAAGGAGAGACUCCUGGAUGCACAGAAAGAGACACACACACACACAACAUGUAAACACAUUAACAUGUCAAAUACUGUAGUUAAUGGUAUUGAGACUUGUUGCAUCUGUCUCAUCUUAUUAAAACAACAUUAAUAACUUAUAGGCAUUUCAAUAAACUUGGCAUUUAACUAACAUGAAGCUAACUUAUCACUACCUGUAAUAAUGUACCCUGGAUGAAAGUUUAUACAGAAUACACUGAACUGCAUUUUGUAAACCAGUUUCAUCAGUUUUAAAUAAAACAGUGAAAAAUCAAA
Messenger RNA from Coregonus clupeaformis (lake whitefish), 1655 nucleotides. It is a transcript of the gene marco, whose product is annotated as macrophage receptor with collagenous structure. The record is from RefSeq and is a predicted model, not a curated record. Gene Ontology annotation, cellular component: membrane. The transcript is spliced from 14 exons. Bases 18 to 1346 code for a protein of 442 amino acids. Lineage: Eukaryota; Metazoa; Chordata; Actinopteri; Salmoniformes; Salmonidae.